AUAUCCACUGCCUCUCAGGUUGAUGUGUGUGGUUAUGUUGUAACGUAAAAAGAUUGUCCAAUUUUUAAAUGAAAUUUAAUAUAUAAAAGGAUCGUUUUUGAUAAUGGAACCCGAGAAACUAAAAAUUUUAGCAAUCCACGGUUAUCGUCAGAAUGCAGAAGUUUUCAAACAAAAGACCGGAUCAUUUCGAAAGAUGGUCCAACGGUGGGCCCAAUUUUACUACAUAACUGCACCACACAAGGUAGUUCUAGUAGAAGAUAUGAGUAAGGCUGGUGAAGUUACCGAGAAGGACGAAGAACAGAGCGAUCAAUACGGCUGGUGGUUCAAUCGAGACGACUACACAUUCCGCGGGAUUAGAAAGGGCGGUCCUGCUAUCGGGUUUGAUAUGAGUAUUAAAUUGAUCGAGGAAACGUUUGAGAAGUAUGGCCCUUUUGACGGUUUACUCGGAUUUUCACAGGGUGCUUGUUUUGUCGGACUUCUCUGCGAUUUACAACAGAGAGGAUUGGUUAACAUUAAUUUUAAUUUUGCCAUUAUGGCUUCUGGGUUUAAAUCGGGAAGCUUACCACAUCUUAAAUAUUACGAUGAGUUGAUAGAUCUUCCAGUAUUAAAUAUUUAUGGGGAAUCUGAUGACAUUAUUCCUAAAGAAAUGAGCGAAGCUUUGGGGAACGUUUUUACAUGUGCCACCACCGUCGUGCACCCCGGUAAACACUAUUUACCGGCGGCUUCCCCUCAAAAGCAGUUUUAUCAGGAGUUUAUAAAAGAGCAUUACAAUGAGAAACAAGAUAGAGAGAGAUGUGAAACAAGUUAGCUUUAUCUUAUCAAUAAAUACAUAGAACAUUUGAA
Messenger RNA from Photinus pyralis (common eastern firefly), 843 nucleotides. Its product is annotated as esterase AGAP003155. The record is from RefSeq and is a predicted model, not a curated record. Gene Ontology annotation, biological process: response to retinoic acid. The coding region runs from base 104 to 808 and encodes 234 amino acids. NCBI's taxonomy places the organism in Eukaryota, Metazoa, Arthropoda, Insecta, Coleoptera, Lampyridae. Gene Ontology annotation, cellular component: nucleus; cytoplasm. The transcript has 4 exons.